AUGACCGCUUCCACCAAAAACCCUCCUCCGCCCAAUAAACGGGUGCUCUUCGAGUAUCCUCCGCUCAAAGAGAUUCCAUUAUGUUUCGUGGUCACUAUUGCCACUAUGGCCUAUGCUUGGUAUGGUGUUUAUCGGUAAGUACCCGUGACUUUUAUCGAUUUUCGAAAGGAAAAACUUUGGAACUUCCACAAGUAAUACAUGUUUUAGAGCUAGUCAACAGUUUCAAUGGAGCAUUGGAGAUUAUGGUAUCUGGAGUUCUCCUCCUCUCAUCGGCAACUUGACGGGACCAAUGAUGAAGGUGAGAUUGUCAGCUGAUUCAACUCAAAAGUUUCUGAUUACAGGACGUCACAAACUGGGAAUGGUCCCGUUGGUCCCCAUUCGCCAUUUCCUACCUCCCCGUCUUCUUCGGUCACUUUUUGCUGUUCAACAUUGGCUCCGUCCUCCUUCCGGAAGUUGCUUUCGUUCCCAUUUACACUCUGGCUUCGAUCGGAGCAGUCUCCUACUACUUCACUCCGUUCUUAGUGGCCGUUUCUAUCGCUCAGGGCACUGUUGUCUUCUUGACUGCUUCAUUUUUAAGUGAGUUUUGUGAACUGUUUCCCAAGAACGUUCAAAUUCAUUUCAGAAAGACAUGGGCCAUCUGGUUGAGCGCUCUCCCAGUUCUCUACGUUUCGAUGCACGAGACCAACUCUCUGUCCGAUGAUCCGUUCCUCAUUUUCACUUUCCUUUCCUACUCCAUGAUUCAUUACAUCUCCUACUCUCUUGAACACCUUCUAGGCGAGUCAAGAAAAGAGGACAACACAGUGGCCAAAAGAUGGGUCAGAAUGAUGUUCUACGCUUUCUACCAGCCCUACCUUUUCUCACUUAUCAUGUUGUAUCCAGACUUUGAGAGGCAAAUCAGAGAAAGGUACGAAUUUGAGAAACAUUUGGAAAAUGAAAUGCGAACAACUACAGAUCAACACGUCAGCGUGAAUGGAAAAAGUGUGCGUGGACAGGGAUCAGAAUUGCAUUCUGGUGGUGGCUCAUGGAAACUUCGCUUCACUUUCUGUACCAAGAGGCCAUUCUCAAGAACGGUCCGUACCUGUACUCGCUUCCGAAGGAUCAGUUCGUCGCACUUGGGAUGGCAAUGGGCAUCUUCUUCCAUUUGAAGUAUGCCGUCAUUUUCGGAUUGCCUUCUCUGUUUGCUAAACUAGACAACAUGGAUCCGCUUCCCGGACCGAUCUGUCUUAUCAGAGUCACCCUAUAUUCAAAGGUCUGGAGAGAGUUCGACCGUGGUCUAUACCAAUUCUUCAAAAAGUACAUCUUCAUUCCGAUCUGCGCUCCGACCUUCUCACUGCCUCGAAAGAUCUUCGGAGUAUUCAUUUCCUACGGAUUCGUUCUUCUCUGGCACGGAUUCUACCAUCACAACAUUGUGAGUCUGACACCCAAUUAAGUGUGAAGAAGACGCACUUGAGACGGCCGCAUAAUUACGAGAAUCCCAUCAUUUUGUUUUUCCAGGUCUGGAUCGGUCUCAACAUUCUCGCCCUGUUCAUCGAAAUGGGAUCAAAAGCAAUUUACACGAUCGAGGGCGUCAGGAAAUGGAGAGAAGCGAAUCUGUCGGACGUGGCGUUCAGGCGCAUUCUCGCUUGGUGUCACAUUCUGCCGUUCGCCAUCGGACUCUAUUCAAACUUUUACUUUUUGGGAGGAUCGGACGUCGGAGCUGCGUUUGUGCAGAGGUUUUGA
Messenger RNA from Caenorhabditis sp. 36 PRJEB53466, 1719 nucleotides. The record is from the annotation of a GenBank genome assembly. NCBI's taxonomy places the organism in Eukaryota, Metazoa, Nematoda, Chromadorea, Rhabditida, Rhabditidae.